Serinus canaria (Common canary) is the source of this 2739-nucleotide messenger RNA. RefSeq names its product NFAT activating protein with ITAM motif 1 (gene NFAM1). Gene Ontology annotation, cellular component: membrane raft. Gene Ontology annotation, molecular function: transmembrane signaling receptor activity. The record is from RefSeq and is a predicted model, not a curated record. The coding region runs from base 151 to 903 and encodes 250 amino acids. Gene Ontology annotation, biological process: regulation of B cell differentiation; positive regulation of B cell receptor signaling pathway; positive regulation of cytokine production. The transcript has 6 exons. Lineage: Eukaryota; Metazoa; Chordata; Aves; Passeriformes; Fringillidae.
UGCAGUGUGUGUACAUCUCGCCUGUCCCUUCGCAAACAGGAGGGGAUCAACCAGCUGCCCUGGCAUGAAAAUACCUGACAAACCCUCACCCCCUUUGCCUUUUGGAUCUUUGUGUCCGGUUGCGUUCUUACAGCCUUUGACCUCCCCAUCAUGAUCCCAAAUCUAAAAGUCAUCUUCCUGUUUCUUUGGUUGCUUCAGUGUGGAGGGGGAAAUGUUGAUGUACAGCAGAAACCUCCAAUCCAGGUUGCCUUGCUCAACGAAGAAAUAUCCAUCCCCUGUAAAGUCAUCUUCCCUUACAUGCCAAAAUACACCAAAUUUUCAAUCUCCUAUUACUGGAUUAAUUCACUGGAUCAGAAGACAUCUAUCUAUACAAGGGUGGAAAAUGUAGCCAUUCCUUCUGGAGAAGAGAAUAAGACUGCUGCCUUAUCUUACGACCACAGAAUCAUGCCACUUCAAAACAUCUCUUCUACUGGCACAUACUACUGCAAUGUGAAAUGGAAUGAUAUCCAAAAAACGGGAAAGGGAGUGUUUGUCCUUAUUAGAGAUACAGGAUACAUAAAUACCUCUUACAGCUGGGAAAUCCUCAUUACCCUUACUGUUCUUCUGGCUGUAUUGAGCAUCACUGCAACAGCUCUGCUUCUGUGGAAAAGAAAGGUUUUUUGCCCUAGAAGGAACCAGCCAAAUAUCCUGAGACAGAAGGUGGACACACAGCUCCCUUCAGCCAGCCCACCAACACUACCACCUCCUGUCUAUGAUAGCCUGGAUGUGCAGCAAGUUGAUGUCUAUUCUAGCCUUGAGAACAGCACAAGCAACCCAUCACACAGAAAGAAUCCUCCAGGGAAGACACCUAAGAAGCAAGAAACUCUAGAAGAAUCCUCUGAUACAUUGUAUGAGAAUAUCUAGCAGGGAAGAUACCUGACCCUACGUGGACCAGACAUUUUUCUGUAUGGCAGAGCUUCUCUCUCACAUCCCUGAUGAGAUGCAGAUACGUGGAGAGAUCCACACUGACUUCAGAGCACAACCACAUGGGAAUUGUGAACCCCUUGCCCCUUCUAAACUGCCCUUCAUUAACAACAGAAUGUAUCUGUUGAAAUCCCUCGGGGCUCAGUCUGCAUUGAUGCAGCAAAGCUAUUUUGCAGCAAAGCUGUUUGCUGCAAAAGAAAAGCUGCUUUUGUCAAGCACUUAUCUUGGGAAUGGGCAAUCUGUGAAGGUUUCUCUCACCUGCCCCGGCUGAAAUACUUAACUGUUGAUCCUCUGCAAGUGGUAAAACAAUCCGGAGACUUCCCUGCUUGCUGGCUUGAUGUUCCAAUCCUGACCUGCAGCCUCCCAUCUGAUCCUGUGCUUGCGGCUUUGCUGAAAUGGCCAUCAGGACUUCAUGCAUAGUUUAAUCAGAUCCAAGCAUCCACCUGCCCAUUUCCCUUUCUCCGGAACCCCACAGCAAACAGCUUUCUCAUAAUCUGCUAAUCCCAUCAAGUAGUCACAGAUGCCUGCUGUGACCUUACUGGGGUGACUCAAAUCAGUGCCUCUAAGAAAAUGCUUCCCCUUCAGCAAUAUCAGCAGUACACGGUGAGGACUGGAUGCACCGAUGGAGAUAAAGGUGAAGAAAAGGAACACAGAAAAUAUCCCUUCCUGACAACAUGUCUCACUGACAGUGCCUAUUCCAGAACAAAAAAGAGGAGCAAGGAGGUGGGAAUGUGAGGAAACUCCCUUGCUGGGGCUGCUUAAGGCAUGCGGGCCAAGUUCUUUCUCCCCUGUCAGCUGGAACUUGCCUACCAUUUGUGUUGGUUCAUACUCUGGUCCUGAUAGGGAAGGAGUUACAUUAAAUAGCUGAAUAACAUGAUCAAACCAGCAGAUCAAAAAGCUGAGGCUGUUUUAUCUCAUAUUAGAAAACAACAAUGAAAUAACAACCAAACAGAACCAACCCAAAAUAAGAAUAUGCAGCAUAACUUGAGAGGAAUUGUAGAAACCUCUUUAAAGGAGAAGAUCAAAUUAAAAUUGAGCUCCAGGGUCAUAGGACCCUCUCUAGCUGAAGAUAAUGUUGCUAUGUAUCAGAGAUAGAGGCUGUGGAAAAUGUCUCCGGGCCCUCCAACCUUCCUAUACCAUGUUUAAAGAGAUAAUCCGCUUAUUGCUUUGCUCUUUUUAUUAGAAAAGGUUUCAAACAUGCAAUUUGGACUUUCUUUAACCAUAGAAAAAUGUUUUUUCUCUUCCCAGCGCUGAGGAAUUCAUUUCAGAAAAGGCAGUGAAUGGGCAGCAUGUCUUAUUAGAUCCAUUUAUAAUUUGUUAAGUGAUCACAGCAGUUAUAAAUAUUUUUAAAGUAAAAAGUUUUACAUUUUACUAAUAUGACCAGGAAAUAUUUGUGUUCACAGAAGAAUUUACAGAGGACUGUACAGGUAUAACAAUUCCUUUCCUUAACAAAUUUGAAGAAAUUAUAAGAUGAAUUAUAAAUAUGUUGCAGUGUGGCAAUAAAAUAUUCAGCAGAUGCUGGUGGAUUAGAUGAAAAGUAAAAACUUUCAAAAUAAUGAUGCUUAGGUUUUGUGUUUUGUUUUUUAAAUUUUAUAAAUGUUAAAAAUACUGGAUGCUACUGGAAAUUUCCUGGCAAGGAUCUCUCUUUGCAGUGAGUUGAUUUGUCUUGUGUUUCUGUUACCUUUUAAAGUAGUGUGUUUCUUACAUUUAUGCCUGAACAAUUCUAUAUUAAAAAGCUGAAGCUGUUUAAAAUAAAACAUGAGAGAAAGAACAGUA